Messenger RNA from Oppiella nova, 165 nucleotides. The record is from the annotation of a GenBank genome assembly. NCBI's taxonomy places the organism in Eukaryota, Metazoa, Arthropoda, Arachnida, Sarcoptiformes, Oppiidae.
UAUUGCACAUUAGCCGUAACAUUGGAGGACUACGCGAAUGGAGAUUAUAUAUCGCGCUAUCAAUCGCGACAACUACUGGCCCGCGGGCUACUCCUAAUAGUAGGGGUCAGUAUGGCGGCGCUGGGCAUAUUAUACAUUGGUGUCGCCACCGUUGAGUCGACGUAA